Messenger RNA from Etheostoma spectabile (orangethroat darter), 1152 nucleotides. Its product is annotated as protein broad-minded-like. The transcript has 9 exons. The annotation marks the transcript as partial. NCBI's taxonomy places the organism in Eukaryota, Metazoa, Chordata, Actinopteri, Perciformes, Percidae. The record is from RefSeq and is a predicted model, not a curated record.
GGAGUUCAUAAUCGACAACCUAUCCGUGGAGAGGAAUCACGUGCUGGUUCGUGUCAGUGUGGUGGGAGGUCCGUCUGAGAGGAGGCUUCCUCCUCGAGCUCUGCAAGAGGGAGAAGAUCCUUACCCCUGGCCCAUGUUUUCUAGCUACCCUCUGCCCCCCUGCUACUCUCCGGACCCACCAAAGAUCCACCAUAACUCACUGGACUCUGAGAUCAGUACAUUCCUGGCAUCUUCUAAAGACUCAAAAAAUGAGGACAGCUGGAUGGAGGUCUGUCGGAAACAGUACUGCAAAGUCAUGACCUCCAAACCCGACAUCUUAACUGGAAAGGUGCUGGCUGACCUUCUGGAGAAGAUUGUGGCCCAUCUUUCUAACUCUGCCACAGACUGCUUCUUCUCUCCGGCUCAGUACAAAGCAGAGGAGAAGUGCGUGAAGAGUGCAGUGUUAUCAUCCGUGGAGCAGCUGGGAAUCGACACCUGUCUCAGGUACGGCAGCUACCUCAAGCUUCUGACAGAAGAUGCCGGUAACGAGCUGACGCUGCUGAUGAAGCACAUUAAGAUCUUCCUCUCUACACAGAGAGUUAAAACGGCUUCAGAACUCAUCACUCAGCAGGACGGUUACCCAGGCCAUGACUGGCUGACCUCCACAGUGUUCCUCAUCAUGGCCGGAGACAUGGAGCGCUCUCUGAGUUUGCUACUCAACCUGUCCUCUCUGCUUACUUCUGCAUUCAUCUGGCCAGCGAGGAUACAUGCCUCUGUCCAUGUUCCUGUGGAAGUGGCUGAAUCAGGAAUCCCUCCAGUUUACUGGUGUACAGCUCACUACGUGGAGAUGCUGCUGAAAGCUGAAGUUCCUCUGGUCCACUCCGCCUUCAGGAUGUCUGGUUUUACCCCGUCACAGAUGUGCCUCCACUGGUUGACUCAGUGUUUCUGGAACUAUCUGGACUGGACAGAGAUCUGCCACUACGUCUCCACCUGCGUGGUGAUGGGUCCCGACUACCAGGUGUACAUGUGCGUGGCCAUAUUUAAACACCUGCAGCCAGACAUCCUGCAGCGCACACAGUCCCAGGAGCUGCAGGUCUUCCUCAAGGUGAGAUGGAGCAUCAGUACCACAGUGCAGAAUAUUUUAUAGACAGAACAUCCGGUUUUACUACAUUU